Molecule: messenger RNA, 873 nt
Organism: Myzus persicae (green peach aphid)
Lineage: Eukaryota; Metazoa; Arthropoda; Insecta; Hemiptera; Aphididae
Product: putative nuclease HARBI1
Exons: 1
Coding region: 1-873 (290 amino acids)
Source: RefSeq, a predicted model, not a curated record
AUGGGAUUUAGCACCGUCAGAGAAAUAGUUAUUGAAGUUUGUGAUGCUAUAUGGACAAGAUUAGGACCCAUUGUAAUGCCUCAACCCACAGAAAGUUUUUGGAAAGGUGUCGCAGAAAGGUAUAAUACGUUAUGGAAUUUUCCCAAUUGCAUCGGGGCGAUCGACGGGAAGCAUAUUAAUAUUCAAUGCCCAAUUAAUGCCGGGUCUACUUUUUAUAAUUAUAAAGGUUGCCAUUCAAUAGUACUAUUAGCACUUGUUGACGCUGACUAUAAAUUUACAGCAAUUGAUGUAGGUUCUUAUGGGAGGAACAGCGAUGGUGGAAUUUUUUCAAAAUCAACUAUUGGACAAAUGUUGGAAAAUAAAACAUUGAAUGUGCCCGAAGACGUUCCUUUAGUUACGAAUGGAGUACCACAGCCAUACGUCAUUCUCGGUGAUGAAGCAUUACCUCUCAAACGAUAUUUACUUCGUCCCUAUAGUAGGUGCCAUUUAGGAGAAAAUGAACCAAACAAAAUUUUCAAUUACAGGCUAUCUAGAGGUAGAAGAGUGGUGGAAAAUGCGUUUGGAAUACUGUCAGCACGUUGGAGAUGUUUUCGAAAAUCAUUAGAGGUCCAACCAGAAUUGGCUGAAAAAAUCGUAUUAGCAGCCUGUUGUCUCCAUAAUAUGUUAUGUACAGAUAAUAUAGAUCCUGAUGUAGAUAUAUCACCAAAUGAAGAAUUGGGCAUGCACAAUAUAAGUGGUAUAAGAAGAAAUUGUACGCGGGAAGCUUUUGACAUACGAGAAAAUUUUAAAAACUAUUUUAACUCCGCCGCUGGUAGUGUACCUUGGCAACUAAAUUAUGUUCGUAGGGGUCGGCUUCAAACUGAUAAUGACUAA